Molecule: messenger RNA, 2227 nt
Organism: Archocentrus centrarchus (flier cichlid)
Lineage: Eukaryota; Metazoa; Chordata; Actinopteri; Cichliformes; Cichlidae
Product: amphoterin-induced protein 3-like
Exons: 2
Coding region: 476-1834 (452 amino acids)
Biological process (GO): brain development
Cellular component (GO): membrane
Molecular function (GO): protein binding
Source: RefSeq, a predicted model, not a curated record
UGGUAGUGGGACCUUAAAGUUAGCUGAGGAGAAAGGCGAGAGCCGUGAAUUAUUCCUCGAGCGCCUCGGGAGGAGGAUCCGAAAAGAAGAUAAGGAUUAGACAGCUAUGUUGUGGGUAUUCAUUGAUGGGAUGCAACUUUGAAAGAGGAAAUACGAAAGAAAGUUGGAGUCUCAUGUUGUCGCUAAGCAGUUUAUUUUGGAUUUGUGUUUUGGCUGGGUUUUUUCCUUCUCUUUUUUUCUUUUCUUUUUUUUUUUGGAGGGGAGAAUUGGAUUAACUGAGCCAAAUUGCCCACUUGUCUGGAAGUGGUGUGAACUUUUUCCCUUUGAGUUUUCAAUUUCAUAAAGACUUUACAAGUCAGUAGCAAAUCUGCCAACCGAUCUCCGAAAAUGUUCAAGUCACGUGGUAGCAACUGAGCAGAAACAUUUUUUUAAGGGAGAAUCAAAGGGAUUUGAAACCUUGAAGGAUUCCAAAAACAUGACCUGCGGACUAAAUCCAGGCUUUUUCCUGAUGCUGUUCUGUCUUCUCCACAGCACUGAGGAGACUUGCCCCUCCGUGUGCCUCUGUAUAUCCGAUGCAGUAAGCUGUAGCUCCAGUGGUCUUACCAAGCUACCUCACUCCCUGCCCUCUUUCUGUCUCAGUCUCGACCUCAGCCACAACCACAUAUCCUGGCUGAGUCCAGGUUUCUUCAACAAGAUGCCCAGACUGGAAAAUCUCCUGAUGGCGCACAAUCAGCUCAAGGCCCUGACUCCUGGAAUUUUUCACAAUGUCUCUGGCCUCAGGCACCUUGACCUGUCCUCCAAUAAGCUGAGUGUGGUAGAGCAGCACUACUUCCAGGGGCUUUGGAGGCUGGAGGAGCUCCUUCUCUUCAAUAAUAAGAUCACACGGGUGGAGGCCAGCACUCUGAGUGGCCUGAGCAGCUUAAAGAAGGUCUACUUCAGCCUCAACCAAAUCACAGACUUCCCAUUUUUCUCAAUCCAAGAUCACAGUCAUCCAUUCCUGAGCAUGCUAGAUCUCUCAUCCAACCGACUGACCCAUCUGCAGUGGGAGGAUGUGAAAGCUUUGCCUAGGUUGGUGCAGCGGGGCCUGUAUCUCUACAACAACUCUCUGAUCUGUGACUGCUUCAUGUAUAGCAUGUUUUGGCAUUGGGAUCUGAGGGGCUAUGACUCAGUGAAGGACUUUAAGGAGGAGCAUAUUUGUUCCAUUAAUGGGGACCCACGGUCGUCCAUACGAUUUCUAAAACAGAACCGCUUCUUCCUUAACUGCACUGUGGAAAAACCUGUUUCACAGCCAGUAACAGUUCUCCUCUCCAACGUGUUGGUUUCAGAGGGAGAAAGGGUGCGUCUAGACUGCCAAACAUCCCUGACGGGCACAGACCUCUCAUUUACGUGGCUCUCCCCAAGCAAGGGGUACAUCACCAAGGCUAGCAUAGACACACUAAUUAGCCUGUUUCCUAAUGGUACCUUGGAGAUCCGAGCAACCAAGGUCAAUGACUCAGGACUGUAUGUGUGCACAGCUGUGGAUAUUAAACAGGCACUUAAUGCAACUCGGGAGGUGAACGUGACGGUGCUGCUGCCUGCGGCAGAGUUAUUCAACACUGGCUACACAACAUUGCUCGGCUGUAUGGUGACCACGGUGAUCAUCCUCGUCUACCUUUAUCUGACUCCGUGUCGCUGCAGCUACUGUAAACGGUCAAAACCUUAUGACUCGAGCGGCCUAUCUUCUGUCCUCUUUUGCUCUACAAGAGACCAGACCAAAAACCAAACUGAUAAGCACGUAGCGUUCAUUGAGCCAGUGAUGAAAGAAGAAGGAACAGACUGCUCUCUAGAAAGUUGAUUCUGUACAAAAUUUUUUUUUUUUCUCAUCUUUUUCCCUGCCCAAGUGGAAAACCUUUGGACAAAUGAAAACUCCUCAGUAUCUAGCGAGGAGAUGCUAUUUGAGUGGUAAUGCUAUAAAGGAAGAAAAGAACUUCAUGUCUCCUUCUCAAAUGCCAGAUGCAGUUAAGAGGCAUCCUGAACAAAAAUGCAAUAUCUCCUGCUUCAGUUCUCCUCUUUUCUGUCAUGUGGCCUGGUAGUCAAAAUGAAAGUUUCAACUUUGGUUUAUACCCUCAAUGUACUGACACCACCAAAUCACAGCAGAGCCAUUAUCAGUCUGAAAAAUCAGCUAAUAAUUUCUCUGUGCUCAGGUACAGUACUAGGGGGGAUAUUUCUCAUGGGAUCUGAGAAUGAA